Molecule: messenger RNA, 3743 nt
Organism: Hipposideros armiger (great roundleaf bat)
Lineage: Eukaryota; Metazoa; Chordata; Mammalia; Chiroptera; Hipposideridae
Gene: BMP7
Product: bone morphogenetic protein 7
Exons: 7
Coding region: 530-1822 (430 amino acids)
Biological process (GO): BMP signaling pathway
Cellular component (GO): extracellular region
Molecular function (GO): growth factor activity; cytokine activity
Source: RefSeq, a predicted model, not a curated record
CCCAGCGCGCACCACUCUGGGGCUCCCGAGGCGGCCUCUCGUGCGAUCAAGGGCGCGCAGGGCAGGGAGAGCGACCCGGGGCCCCUGCUCUCCGCGGUCGGAGUUCGGAGGAGGGUGGGUCGCCGCCGCCCGAGGGCCGGAGCGCGAGAGGAGCGGGAAGAGGGAGCGCUCGCCCGCCCGCCGCCGCCUCGCCGCCUCCCCGGCGCUCGCUCUCCCGGCUCCUAGGUUUGCUGGCUGCUCCUCCCACCCGCGCCCGCCUCCUCGCUCGCUCGCUCGCUCGCUCGUUCGAGCGGGUUUCCGAGCCCUGCGGUGCGCCAGGGUGAGUGCGGGGCGAGGGGCCCCGGGGCCAGCGCAGAGCCGGGGGCGGCGGUCCCGGCAGAGAGCAGCCGGCCGGGGAGGGGCCAUGUCCGGCGCGGGCGCCGCGGGGCCCGUCUGCAGCAAGUGACCGAGCGGCGGGGACGGCUGCCUGCCCCCCUCCGCCACCUGGGGCCGGGUGCCCGGAGCCCGGGUCGCGCGUAGAGCCGGCGCGAUGCACGUGCGCUCGCUGCGCGCCGCGGCGCCCCACAGCUUCGUGGCGCUCUGGGCGCCCCUGUUCCUGCUGCGCUCCGCCCUGGCCGACUUCAGCCUGGACAACGAGGUGCACUCGAGCUUCAUCCACCGGCGCCUCCGCAGCCAGGAGCGACGGGAGAUGCAGCGCGAGAUCCUCUCCAUCUUGGGCUUGCCCCAUCGCCCGCGCCCCCACCUCCAGGGCAAGCACAACUCGGCGCCCAUGUUCAUGCUGGACCUGUACAAUGCCAUGGCGGUGGAGGAGGGUGGCGGGCCCGACGGCCAGGGCUUCUCCUACCCCUACAAGGCGGUCUUCAGCACCCAGGGCCCCCCUCUGGCCAGCCUGCAAGAUAGCCACUUCCUCACCGACGCCGACAUGGUCAUGAGCUUCGUCAACCUCGUGGAACACGACAAAGAGUUUUUCCACCCGCGCUACCACCAUCGGGAGUUCCGGUUUGAUCUUUCCAAGAUCCCAGAAGGGGAAGCGGUGACUGCAGCCGAAUUCCGGAUCUACAAGGACUACAUCCGGGAACGCUUCGACAAUGAGACGUUCCGGAUCAGCGUUUACCAGGUGCUGCAGGAGCACUUGGGCAGGGAGUCGGACCUGUUCCUGCUUGACAGCCGUACUCUCUGGGCCUCGGAGGAGGGCUGGCUGGUGUUUGACAUCACGGCCACCAGCAACCACUGGGUGGUCAACCCACGGCACAACCUGGGCCUGCAGCUCUCCGUGGAGACCUUGGAUGGGCAGAGCAUCAACCCCAAGUUGGCGGGCCUGAUCGGGCGGCACGGGCCCCAGAACAAGCAGCCGUUCAUGGUGGCCUUCUUCAAGGCCACCGAGGUCCACCUCCGCAGCACGCGCUCCACAGGCAGUAAGCAGCGCAGCCAGAACCGCUCCAAGACGCCCAAGAACCAGGAAGCCCUGCGGGUGGCCAACGUGGCAGAUGGUUCUGGAACCAACAGAGCAGGAAGCAAAACCCACAAAACCCCUUCCUGCUCAGAGCUCACCCUCUGCGUGGACUGGAUCAUUGCACCCGAGGGCUAUGCCGCCUACUACUGUGAGGGGGAGUGCGCCUUCCCUCUGAACUCCUACAUGAACGCCACCAACCACGCCAUCGUGCAGACACUGGUCCACUUCAUCAACCCGGAAACAGUGCCCAAGCCCUGCUGUGCCCCGACUCAGCUCAAUGCCAUCUCUGUCCUGUACUUCGAUGACAGCUCCAACGUCAUCCUGAAGAAAUACAGAAACAUGGUCGUCCGGGCCUGUGGCUGCCACUAGCCCCUCCUGGAAGUCAGACCCUGUGGGACCCCAUGUUUCUGGACGCCUCUCACCGCCCAGCGUCUCCCACUGCUCGCCAUGGCAAGGAGCCAGCAGACCGCCGCCUUCGGCGAGGCCUUCCUGUCCCCCUCCCCAACUUCCACGGUGUAGGAGCAUUAAGGAAUUUGAGAGGCAAAUGGCUUUUGAUCAGUCUUUUGUUGUCAUCCUAGGGACAAGAUCCUACAAGCUGCUGCAGGCAAAACCUAACAGGAAGAAAAAUAGAUCAAGAAAAGCUGCCGGCCACGAUCAUUGGCUGUGAAGUCUCGGCCGUGUACCGACCUGUUCCCAGGGGUAAUUAGGGGCGCCCUUCGGCCAGGCCACCCAGCAGCGGGGGGGAAAGGGUGCAGAGAGGGCUGGGCAUGUUUGUGUCUGUGCUAAAGGAAAACCGACGCGGAAGUUCCUGUAAUAAAUGUCACAAUAAAACGAAUGAAUGAAAAUGGUUAGGAUGUUACAGAUAUAUUUUCCUAAACAAUUUAUCCCCAUUUCUGGGUUUACUCUGAUUUUGUAAACAGAAGCUGUGGCCGGUGGAGGGAGGGGAAGCCUCCUCUCAUUCCAUUCCGGUUUCGUUCUGAGGCCUGCAGAGGCCCGGGGUUUACGCAGACUUACCCACAUCCGAGAUUGGGCUGUGAGGGAAAGGGCACGUUUCUGCUCUGAGGAGGGGGCGUGUUGACCUUGAAGAAAAAAAAAAUGUGCUUCGUCAUUCAGCUGGGUGUGUGAUGGCAGAAAUGAAAAGAGGCGUGUGAAGGAAAGCGGGCAGAUGUUUGCAAGUGGCUCUCCAGCUGUCCUCCGUGCUAGGACGUCAGUGUGAAGGUCAGAGUAGAGGAGGACAGCGUUCAGGACAGAACUUGCAACUGUACCUUGAACUCUGGCCAACGCGGCCCUAUUUAAAGAAGCACCAAGGAAACCUAGCUCUCAAUAAAGGUGGGCAGGGGGACCAGCUCUCCCCCAAGUGGUCUCGUCCGUUGUUCACAGAUAGCAGAGUUCUGAAGUCUGGGUUCCAGCUGGGCCUCUGUGGCCACCUCUUUUCAUUUGCAGACCCCCAUUGAGGGCUCUGCAAACAUUCCGCUCCUUGAAGCUUGAUGGGAGGUCCACUGGGAGUAGGGUAUGCUGGACGUGAACCUCAAAUGGAAGGAUCUAGAAGCCUUUUUGAGAGUGACAUCCUAAUCAACUGUCCUGACUCAAAGGUGCCAUUUCUGAUGUGGCUCUUGGCUAGAGCCUUCCUUGCCUUGACCAGUGGGUCCCCUAAAUGACGUGCACCCAACCUGCAGCUGUGGCACAGGCCUUGGGGUGUACGGGGCUGUCUGUGAACAGAGAUCAGGGUUACCCACGAGGCCUGUGGCGCCUGGAGUCCGCUCUAGUGGGGAGCUGUUUCUCCAUCGUGACCAAGUUGGUUCCUGGGAAAUUUGGGACUCUGUUUUUACUUUCUUUUGUUUUUUUCUUCUCCAGCAGCUUGGGCAGCAGCCUUCACUCUGCCUGGUCAACAGGGAUGAGUUGCUGUUUUUGUGAUAUUUUGUUUUGUCUUGGCAGGUCUGGGGGUUUUUGUAUGAUUCCCUCUUGGUACAAGCUUUCUCACCACUUAUGCCCUACACGGCCUCUGGUUAGCAUCGUUUGUACAUUGAAACAUGUAAAUAGUUGUUACAAAACAAAGAAAUUAUUUAUGUCCACCCGAAGCUCUUUUUAGACCCUCCUCCAAUCCCUCGUUCCGGACCGUGAGCGCGCUUCCCUCCGACCUGCUCGUGUUGUAAUUUAAGACUAUUUAUUAAUGGCCGGACCAAUGUACCUUCGGCUGUUGCAUAGAGCAGUCCUCCGCGAAAAUUCUGUAUAAAUAGACAAAAUGAAAAGGAUUUUGACUUUGCAAUAAAAGGAGACAUUUGGUUCUGGU